CGGCGGUGGGAGGGCGCUGCGGGGCUGCCUGGGGCGCGUCGGCGGCCGCGCUCCGACUGCGCUGGGGCCGCGCUGCGGCGAGUUUGUGCCAGCUCCUCCGUCCCCUCCGGCUGAAUCUCUUCCUCUGAAGCUGUCCCCAGCGUGUGGAGCCUGCCCCACACCCGCCACCUGCCAAACCACGGCCUUUACCUGUGUCUUCCGGUGUUUCCCGUGCGACCCGUCCUGCGGCAGCGCCUCCUGGGCCACCCCGGAGUUCACGCAGCGCUCGGUGGCUCCAAUGGUGAAGAUGACAAGGUCCAAGACUUUCCAGGCGUAUCUGCCUUCGUGCCACAGGACCUACAGCUGCAUUCACUGCAGGGCUCAUCUGGCUAACCACGAUGAACUCAUUUCCAAGUCCUUCCAAGGAAGCCAAGGACGAGCGUACCUCUUCAAUUCAGUAGUUAACGUGGGCUGUGGCCCCGCAGAGGAGCGGGUGUUAUUAACAGGAUUACAUGCGGUUGCAGACAUUUACUGUGAAAACUGCAAAACCACACUGGGUUGGAAAUAUGAACACGCUUUUGAAAGCAGCCAGAAGUAUAAAGAAGGCAAAUACAUCAUUGAACUAGCUCACAUGAUCAAGGAUAACGGCUGGGAUUGAGUGGGAAGAGCCCAGCCCUACCAGCGUGUAAGAGAAUGCCAUCCAACCGAACAUUAUAUCCAAGAGUGAGAGAGUGACUGAACGCUUGGUUCCAUGCAUUUAGAGGCUCUGCAAUCUGGGAGCAUCUUCACACCCUUCUCCAUCUUUAUUGGUGACUGGCCUCUAAAUUUCUGUCUCUCUGUCUCUUUGCUUUGUAUCUGUUUGUGAGUUGACCCUGGCUGCUUCUCUCUCUGUUCUGGCGUUGGCUAAGAGAAUGCACCGAAUGCCCGACAGCCAUUCCAUGUUGACGAAUGCUUACGUACAAACUGAAGUUGGCUCUGUGGUGGCAAGCUAGCAGCAGGUCUCGGUGCGGGAGGAAGACCUGAGUUUUGGGCAGGAGAAAGUGAUAGGGGGUGGGGAGUGGGCCCGCAGGGAAGUCAUCGGAAGUGAAGCUGUAACUUCUCCUUUAAGUCCUGGUUAACCAAGGCUUGAAACUAUCUACUUGUCUAAAUGGACAGAAAAAUACCUCACGGCUGCGUUCUCUCCGAAUCGUAAAACCGCUGCUCCGCCGAGGGAGCUUUGGUCUAAGCCGGCUGAGCACAAGUCCUGACGAGUUCCCCUCUGCAGGCUAGUUGUGGAUCUGUGUUUUGUUUGCUGUUCAUGAACUUGUUGUUGGGGGGAGGAAGGCUGGAGAGAUUCCCCGCCUCUCCUUUUCCUCUCUGUUGCAGAGGAGGUGGGCCGAACAUCCCAACAGAGCACGGCUGUGGGAGCACCCUCACAGCUGGAGAAACCAAAUCCUGACUCUUGAGCCCUUCAGAGAGGAGGAGAAAACCACUUAAGGCAUAGGGAGGCUGGAACUGCAGCUUAGAAGAUACAACAAAAGAAAAAAGGCGCAUGCUAGGCAAGAAAGAAGAAAUUAGGUAGGGGAGGAUGAGGGCAAAUGUAGUAACACAGGGUACCCCUUGACUUCUGAGCCUCCGCUGAACCUCCUCGGAGGUCUUUUACCAGUGGUUCACAAACGCAGGUAGGAAAAUGCUGCUAUGAGUAUCUUCUUCUUAAAUCCCAGGCCCCAGCCAUCGGCUCUGCUCUUGGAGCCUGUCAGAGAAAUGAUGUGAGAGUGGAGAGAGGAGGGAGCAGAGGACCCUGACAGUUGUAGCAGUAUUGCACAGGUGGAUAUUUCAAGCCAUGAGGUAUCCCCCCCGAACCUUCCCCCCUUUUCCCACUCCCAGAAGCCUGUUGGAGGUACAGGGGAGAUGGGAAAGAAAAAAGAAAUUAAAUAUCUGCCCCAUGCCCCUGGAGUUGUCUGUGCUGUGGAGUUUAAAUGGGAGGGGUGGAUGUGGACAUGGUAACUGCAAGGGACGAGCCCUUCCUGUUUUAAUUUUUUCCUAUUAAUUAGUGUGGACCUUCCCGAGGUGGCUGGUGGGGAAGGAGCAUCGUGUGCGAGAGGGGAGCUGCGUUAGGCAUAAAAGACAAUGUGAAGUUUGCUUUGCAACAGUCCAGCCAGUAUCUGGUGCAUAACUCAAGACUAUUUAACUGAAUUAGUUUUAUCUUUCUGAGUGAAUUUCCUUUUUGUUUGUGGAAUUCUUUCAAGUAGGUUAAUCCACUGGGGGGAAAUCUUUCUUAAUCCAGAAGGAAAGAGUAUUGUGCAGGGGUUUGUAACUCCUUACGAAACCGAAGCUUUGACGUUGUAAUCUCCUGUCGCUUGCCCCCACCCCCAAGAUCUCUGAGCCGGGGAUCAGGGCGGAGGGGCUGGCCACAAAAUAAUUUGCUGUUAAACGAAGGGGAUGUGAGCAGAGAUGCUGCUUCGGAUCGGGAUAGACUUCACACGUUGGAUCCUUGUGCUGAAGCCCAAACCCGA
This is a messenger RNA of Cygnus atratus (black swan), 2474 nucleotides long. It is a transcript of the gene YPEL2, whose product is annotated as yippee like 2. The transcript is spliced from 5 exons. NCBI's taxonomy places the organism in Eukaryota, Metazoa, Chordata, Aves, Anseriformes, Anatidae. The record is from RefSeq and is a predicted model, not a curated record. The coding region runs from base 278 to 637 and encodes 119 amino acids.